This is a messenger RNA of Lampris incognitus (smalleye Pacific opah), 1949 nucleotides long. RefSeq names its product colony stimulating factor 1b (macrophage) (gene csf1b). Gene Ontology annotation, molecular function: cytokine activity; growth factor activity. The coding region runs from base 384 to 1235 and encodes 283 amino acids. Gene Ontology annotation, cellular component: membrane. NCBI's taxonomy places the organism in Eukaryota, Metazoa, Chordata, Actinopteri, Lampriformes, Lampridae. The transcript is spliced from 8 exons. The record is from RefSeq and is a predicted model, not a curated record.
UCGACGGGAGAAAUCUCGUGUUUAUUAGGAAUUUGGGUGGCUGAAAAAUGGGAGAAUACUCACAAAGGACGCCGACAUUUUCAAAUUAUCUAAGAGAUUCAUUUCGUAUUGCCGCCCGCCCGUCUCCGCAGAAACCUCCUUAUCCGAGCAGCUCAUAUCACUCUCAGACAGCGGGACGCGUUUAUGGCACCGCCGGGCAGUUAUUUUGGUGAUGACACCAUAUUAACGAAAAGAUUAAUUAAAAAAAUACAGUGUGGCUUUACCUUUUUUACCGACCAUAGGGUUAGUGGUUGUGUCGGGAAGGGCAUCCGACGUGUAAUUUUGCCAAAUCAUUAUGCGGGUUGGGAAGACCGCCAUCGGUGCUGUGCCCUUACUGGGUACCGAUGGAAACUAUCAAAUCCGAUGUGGCGACCCCUGGGAAACGGGGAACAAGCCAAGAGAAGAAGAUAUAUAGUGUAGCGUUCAAUUUUGCCUCCCUUACGUGUCGUUGCCUAGCGACAUUUGUAAAUAAAAGCUGCACGUUCCUUACGCACCGGGGUUCGCGACCAAAUGUGUUUGGAGACCAGCGGGAGAUGGAUAACCAGUUGAGGAGCGGGUGCUCAAUUACCUACACAUUCAUAGAGCGGAGAGGUUUGAGCAAAUGCUGUUUUGUAAAAGCUGCUUUACCCUGGAUCCUGGAACUCCUCACCACCCACUUCAGAUAUACACGGGGCUCUGUCAAUGACGGCUACGUCCAGUCUCUGAGAGCUCUCAUCCUCAACAUCUACUCUCAGAGAUGUGUGCCUCAGAUUAAUGAGGAGGUGGAGGAUAAACCAGAGAAUUUUGAGAUCUCCCUCAAAGAGUCCCCCUCGGAGGCACUGCGAAAGGCUCUGGAAGUCUUGUCCGUGUAUUGGGAGCUGGUGACGACUAGCGACACACCGGUAGACUGGAGCUGCCAGAGGGAAUACACAGAAGCCUUUGGGUUCACGACAGAACUCUCCACAAACCUACCCAUAGAGCACCAAGCUACAGACAGAACUGAAAAUUUCUCCGCGAAAGCCUCUCAAAGGAGUCCAGAAAGAGAUGUUUACAAGCUCGGUUUCAUAAUCACUUCCAUCUGUGGAGGACUGCUGUUCAUGUUCACUCUCUACUGUCUCAUCACACAAAAGAGCAACCAUUUUCAUCACAGAUCAAGUUCGUACAUGAACUCAAGAUUAAACAGAGACACGCAGGACGUAGAAGCAGAGGGACAGUAAUGCACUAAAGAGCACAUCACUGCAGCAGUAUGAAGCACACGUGAAGCUGGACAUUUUAUCCAUCAUUAGUGACACAAGAGUUUUCCCGUUCAUAUCAUAAUUUGAUGUUUUAUAUUCAACUAUUUAAUCUAAAGCUUGGCUAUGAGUGAAGACAGAGUAUCAUAUUAUUUGAGACAAUCUAAUCUGCUGUGUAUAUUAUGUGUAUGCCAUAUCCAUUGCAGAUAUCUCUUCAAAUUAACUAAAAGUUUUAUUUUUACAAUAGCUAUGUGUAUGUUGAAUGAUGUGUCUCUAUUUACUAUAUGAUCUAAGCCACACAAGUUAUUUAUUAAUUUCACUAUAUUCUAUCAUAUAAUUGAUAAUAAAACUUAAACUAUCAGUACUUCGUAUGCACAACAUGUUUUCUCUACCAAUGUUCUUACGAGGGUAACGUGUAAACAUUAUAUAUGUAAUGAGAAAAAAUCAAACAAAACCCAGAGCAGUUCAUGAGCUCAUUAAAGAAGCCAAGGUGCUUUAUAACCCAUUUUUACUUUAUUCACCACUUUUAUGAGGAACAGAAAGAUUCACUUAUCCUCACUGAUUUUGCAUUGUCCACGUCCAACCAAACCCACCUAUGGCCAAUGGCCGUCCACGCAGUCAAUGCACCACCAGAACUUAAAGGUUUGCUUCAACUACUGCAUGAUUUUUCCAGGGGUUUUUUUCAAGUAAAAACACAAA